This is a messenger RNA of Silurus meridionalis, 5016 nucleotides long. It is a transcript of the gene diaph3, whose product is annotated as diaphanous-related formin 3. Gene Ontology annotation, molecular function: microtubule binding; small GTPase binding; actin binding. The record is from RefSeq and is a predicted model, not a curated record. Gene Ontology annotation, biological process: actin cytoskeleton organization; actin filament polymerization. NCBI's taxonomy places the organism in Eukaryota, Metazoa, Chordata, Actinopteri, Siluriformes, Siluridae. Gene Ontology annotation, cellular component: actin filament; cytoplasm.
UCGCGUCACUCUCAGGCAACACGGCGGGAUUUUCAGACUCGGCGGAUAUUUUCUUCUCGUCAGGAUUCACUCAGACGUCUUAUUGACAGGCUUGAUUUUUUUAUAUAGUCACAUUUUUUGGUAACCAAGACGCAUUCGGCAUUGCGUAAGGGGGAUUAAACUGAUAAAAAAUGGACGGGAACCAGCACCAGCACCAGCACCGGUACCGCUUUGACUCCACCAGUCAGGGACGAGAGAACAAACCGCACCGGAAAAAGGCUUUCGGUGGACCCGGACCAGCACCGUACCCCACCUGGGGAAGCGAGGAGGCUGAGAAAAAGCCAAAAUUUCCCCUUAACAUCAGAACGCUUACUGAUGAUGUGCUGGACCGAUUCUCGAGUAUCCGUAUCCCCGGCAGUAAGAAGGACAGGACGCACCUUCCCUCCAUGACCAAGCAGUCCUCCUACGAUUGGUCCACCUCCUCCGAAUUUGAAGACCUGUCCUCUAGGAUCACUUCAGAGAAGGAGAUUCUUGCUCUCUUUGAGAAAAUGAUGGAGGAUAUGAACCUGAAUGAAGAUAAGAGAGCUCCACUCAGAGAGAAGGACCUGAGCAUGAAGAGAGAGAUGGUCCUUCAGUAUAUUGUUACAGCAGCCAAAACUGGCAGUCUGAAGAGCAGCAGCCAUCAGAUAUCUCCUCAAGAGUUUCUCAGUGAACUGAAAAGUGGGGCGACUGAUGAGAGGCUGUUUGCCUGCCUAGAUUCUCUCAGAGUCUCUCUCACCAGCAAUCCAGUCAGUUGGGUGCAGAGUUUCGGUCACGAGGGUCUCGGACUUCUUCUGGACACACUGGAGCGGCUGCUGCGCAAAAAACACCAAGAAAAGGUUGAUAAGAAGAGUCAGCACAAAGUCAUCCAGUGCCUAAAGGCUUUCAUGAACAACAAGUAUGGGCUGGAGCGGAUCCUCGGGGAAGAGAAGAGCCUGGAACUGCUGGCCCGAGCUAUGGAUCCUCAUCAACCCGCCAUGAUGACGGACGUCGUCAAGCUGCUCUCUGCCAUCUGCAUAGUGGGAGAGGAAAACACUUUGGAGAAGGUGCUUGAAGCCAUCACUAGUGCAGGGGAGAGAAAAGAGACCAACCGCUUCAGCCCUAUAGUCCAGGGUCUUACUGAUCGCUCUGUCCAGCUCCAGGUGGCUUGUAUGCAGCUCAUCAACGCUCUCGUUACGUCUCCUGACGAGUUGGACUUCAGGCUGCACAUCCGAAAUGAGUUCAUGCGCUGCGGCCUGCGAGAGAUAUUGCCGACCCUGGGUGCUAUCAGAAAUGAGGCCCUGGACAUCCAGCUGAAGGUGUUUGAGGAGCAUAAGGAGGAGGACAUGAUGGAGUUUUCCCAUCGCCUGGACGACAUUAAGAGCGAAUUUGACGAUGUAGGAGACGUGUUCAACGCGGUCUUCAGCCUGGUGAAGGACACGGCAGCCGAGACGCAUUUCCUCUCCAUAUUGCAGCACCUGCUGCUCGUCAGGAACGACUAUUUUGUACGGCCUCAGUACUUUAAGAUCAUAGAGGAGUGUGUGUCUCAGAUUGUACUUCAUCGCAGUGGGACAGACCCGGAUUUCUCCUACCGCAAACGUCUGGACGUGGACUUCUCUUACCUUCUAGAGGCGUGUGUGGAUAAGGCCCGGGCAGAUGAAUACGAGCAGAGAGCUUUAGACCUUGCACAGAAGUUUGAUGAAGAGAUCAUGGGGAGACAGGAGGCCGUGGCGCAGCUCUUGAAGAAGGAGGAGAAAAUCAAUGUGCUGGAGGCAGAAGUGCAGGCCUUCAGAUCUCAGUUUGGGACAGUUCCAGUGUGUGUACCUACAGGGCAGUCUGUCCCAUCCGUACCACCAGGACCUCCUCCUCCACCCCCAUUUCCUGGAGCUCCUCCUCCUCCACCUAUGCCAGCCUGUACUGCCAUGCCCGGAGUGCCUCCUCCUCCUCCUCCCCCCCCUCCUCCUCCAGGACUGGGGGGUCUAAUGUCCUCUCCUACCCCACACGUGCUUCCGUUCGGCCUUCAGCCUAAAAAGGAGUUUAAGCCUGAGACCAUCAUGAAGCGCCUCAACUGGUCCAAGAUCCAGCCACAGAAAAUGACCGAGAGCUGUUUUUGGGUUAUAGCCAAAGAAGACCGGUACGAGGACGAGGAUCUGCUCUGUCGUCUCGCUUUCACCUUCGGCUCUCACAGACCUGGGCGCAGGGAUGCGGAGGAGCACGAAGAACAGAAGUUUAUCAAGAAAAGAAUCAAAGAGCUGAAAGUGCUGGAUCCGAAGAUCGCCCAGAACCUCUCCAUUUUCCUAGGUUCCUUCCGUCUGCCGUACGAGGAGAUACGGAGGAUGAUUGUGGAGGUAGACGAGGAGCACCUAACAGAACCUAUGAUCCAGAACCUGGUGAAGCACCUUCCUGACCAGGAGCAUCUCAAUGCACUGGCCAAGUAUAAACACGAGUACACCAGUCUGUCUGAACCGGAGCAGUUUGGGGUUGUGAUGAGCGAUGUAAAGCGCCUGAGGCCGAGGCUGAACUCCAUCCUGUUUAAGCUGCAGUUUGAGGAACAGGUGUGCCACCUGAGGCCCGACAUUCUGGCGGUGAGCGCGGCGUGUGAGGAUGUGAGGAAGAGCAAAGCGUUCAGCAAGCUGCUGGAGCUCGUUCUGCUCAUGGGCAACUACAUGAACGCUGGCUCUCGCAACGCCCAGUCCUACGGCUUUGACCUCAGCUCCCUGUGCAAGAUGAAAGACACGAAGUCGGCCGAUCAGACGUCUACACUGCUUCAGUUCCUGGCCGAGGUGUGCGAGGAGAAAUUCCCCGACGUUCUUAAGUUCGUCGAUGACCUGCAACACGUGGAAAGGGCCAGCCGAGUCUCGGCGGAGAACCUGGAGAAGAGUUUAAAGCAGAUGGAGAAGCAGCUGCUGCAGCUGGAGAAAGAUCUGGACACCUUCAGCUCCCCUGACAACCAGGAUGACAUGUUCUACAACAAGAUGGCCAGCUUCUUCACCCAUGCGAAGGAACAGCACCAGAAACUGGAUGCCAUGCACAGCAACAUGAACACGCUGUACUUGAACAUGGUGGAGUACUUCGCCGUCGACCCCAAGAAGACCUCCGUGGACGAGUUCUUCACAGACCUGAGCAACUUCAGAGCCAUGUUUGUGCAAGCGGUGAAGGAGAACGGGAGGAGGCGGGAGGCGGAGGAGAAGCAGAGGAGGGCAAGGGCGGCGAAAGAGAAGGCCGAACGCGAGAAGCAGGAACGACAGCAGAGAAAGAAGAGGCUGCUGGAGGUCAACGCAGAAAAAGAUGAGACUGGAGUGAUGGACAGUCUGCUGGAAGCGCUGCAAUCCGGGGCAGCUUUCCGAGACCGGAGGAAGCGAGCACCCAGGCCCCGAGAUGAAGCGACUCAAAUGGUCAACCAAAGGCCAGUUCUGAAAGACUGCAACCAUGAAAACACAAAGGUACCCCUGCAAAGGUCACGGUCUCGGCAGAAUAUCAAUUUCAGCUCGGCGCGAGCCCCCGCUUCCAAAGAGGCUCAUUACGAGAGUGAGGCCCAUUCAUCUGCGCCGCGGAGACCGGCCCACCGCCCAGAGAGCGAGCGAAAUAGCGAGAAGGAACAGACUCCUCCAAGCUGCCUGGCUAACGGAGAGACCGACGUCGAGGCUCUUCUAGCCCGGCUCCGCGCCCUGUGACGACCUCGUCUCCAUUAACCGCCGCACUUUAACCUCUCUGUUUCGUGUGACCUGCCAUUUCUCUUUGCUCUAGCGAUAACAGCCGGGGCGUGAGCACCCAAACGGACAAAAAGUCUCCGGAAUUAACCUUUCCUUUAACGUGUCUCCGACCAAAUAGUUUCGCUCAGGCCGAGAAAAAAAAACACACUCCGAACGUACGAGUAAAGACGUAAGCAGAGAUAAAGCGUAUCCUUCGACAACACAGCGGUACAGUGCUGCUGAUCUGAAGCGGAAAACCAAUAUAGACACUACAGCACCUCGUCUUAAAUGCAAUGUGCGCACUUUCGGAUUUUUUAUUAUUAUUAUCAUUAUAACUCUAUGCAAAAUGUCAGGGCGAAUUGUUUUAAAGAAUUGCCCCUAGAGGUAGUACGUAUGUAGUGCGAUAUUCCUCAUAGUAGAAUUGUUUGCGAGAUAUAUUUCAGUUCUGUAGAUGGAAAAAGAAAUGUAAAAAUUCUUACCAGGCAAAGCGGCACAGCGAACCCUGUGCCAUUUUCUUAAUAGUCUGUUAAAUUCCAUAUAAUCAUCCUUUGACACUCGCUCAGGACCAAGAGCUCCGAAAGCAAUUUUCGAAAAACGCAGAGCAAGUCAUGUUGAGUGAUGAGUACUUUUAAUUACAUUUUUUUUUUUUCCUUCUCUCCUCCUCAUUCUGUAAUUCCUCACUAGUUCCCCCUCUGUACAAUACCUUUUCCUGCCUAUUGACGGCUAACACGUGAAGUCCGACGCUACAAUGUUACAGGCUAGCUGGACACUCCAUGCUAAUGAAAUUCCCUUCCCUGAGUUUCCCUGAGAACGAUUCGUUUCCUCAAGGCCUCCACGGCACGGAUGGUCACGGCUUGUUACGUUUUCCUCGACGUCGCUUUUUGACUGAAUACGGUAUGAAUUCCGCCAUGAUUGCGGUUUGUAUCAGUAACAUUGUAUCGCCCCACCCUCACACUUUUGGUACAUAUGAUAUACAUGUUCACGGUCACGUUUGUGCGCUUCGUCAUAUAUUAUCUCUUAUUAUAUUAUUAUAUCAUAUUAUUCUCAAAGCUCCUUCCCUUCCCUUCUCUGAACAAACGAAUUCUUGUGAUCUGAUUGACCUGUAAUUCUCUUUCCUUGUCAUCGUGUUAUUAUCUUGUCUUUUCCCGAUUUAAUAAUCAUCAUCGUCUCACGCAGCAUUGUCUUCAAACUUCAAAAUUGUCUUUAAACGGUGAGAAAACGAUCGUUUUGAUAUAAAAAAAGUCGUCUUUUUUUUUUUUUUGCUUACAUUUUGUGUAAAAAGUGUGACUUUCUGGUGUCAUUUAUAUUAAAGAAAAACGAACUCUGA